This is a messenger RNA of Phalaenopsis equestris, 1441 nucleotides long. RefSeq names its product microtubule-associated protein RP/EB family member 1C. NCBI's taxonomy places the organism in Eukaryota, Viridiplantae, Streptophyta, Magnoliopsida, Asparagales, Orchidaceae. The transcript has 7 exons. Gene Ontology annotation, molecular function: microtubule plus-end binding. Gene Ontology annotation, cellular component: microtubule organizing center; microtubule plus-end; cytoplasmic microtubule. Bases 202 to 1182 code for a protein of 326 amino acids. Gene Ontology annotation, biological process: spindle assembly; thigmotropism; regulation of microtubule polymerization or depolymerization. The record is from RefSeq and is a predicted model, not a curated record.
GACGUCGACCGUUAGGCUUUCCAAGACGCAGUAUAAUAAAACCUUACCGUUGUCUCAAAUUUGAAUCCCUACAGAAAUAUCAAGAUCCCGCCUCCUUUCCUUCUCUUGAGGAGAACUAGAGCCUCUAAAAUCAGAUCCAAUCUAUCUUCCCGAAUUCUCUUCUUCUCCCCUUCACAAUCCGAACCCUGUUCACAGAAAGAGAUGGCGGCCACCAACAUUGGAAUGAUGGAUGGCGCAUAUUUCGUUGGAAGGAGCGAGAUUCUGGCGUGGAUCAAUUCCACCCUCCAACUUAACCUCGCUAAAGUUGAAGAGGCGGCGUCUGGUGCGGUACAUUGCCAGUUAAUGGAUGUGGUUCAUCCAGGGAUGGUGCCGAUGCACAAAGUAAACUUUGACGCCAAGAAUGAAUACGAGAUGAUCCAAAACUACAAGGUUCUGCAGGAUGUGUUUAACAAGCUCAAGAUCACCAAGCAUAUUGAAGUUAGUAAGCUUGUUAAAGGAAGGCCUCUUGAUAAUCUGGAGUUUAUGCAAUGGAUGAAGAGGUAUUGCGACUCUGUGAAUGGCAGCAUACUAAAGAACUACAAUGCCUUGGAGAGACGAGAUUCCUGCAAGGGAGGAAAGGAAGUAAACAGGAAAAUCUCAACGACACAAGCAUCUUCCAAAACAUCAUCUAUGGGUGCUAGAACUAACUCCUCACUGCCUAACAAGAAAAGUGAUACUAGUUCAGCUAAUGCACCGCAUAAAGCAUCUAAACUUUCAACAACAGCUGAAGCAGAUAUUUAUGAUGAGCAGAUUACUGAGAUGAAGCUAUUUGUUGACAGCCUUGAGAAGGAAAGAGAUUAUUACUAUGCUAAACUAAGAGACAUUGAAAUACUCUGUCAAAGUCCUGAAGUUGAGCAUUUGCCAAUAGUUAAAACUAUUCAAGCGAUAUUAUACUCCACCUAUGAUAACGGCUCUCUCUUGGAAGAAGCACAAUUGAUGAUAUCGCAGAAAGAUCAGCAUUCCUUGAGUCCCAUCUUAGAAAAUUCAGCGGAGCAAGUGAAACAGGAAUCACAAAAGAGAAAGAUCAUCUCAAGUCCUGAAUCAGAUGUGUUCAGGAGCUCAACAACAUCAACAUCACAAAGACAACGCCUUUCUGAUAUCUCAGAGUUUCAUCACUGUGAAUCGCCAUUAACAAAUUUCUGAAGAUCAAAUUCCAAGGAAAGCUUAAUCAACCGGAUGUGAAGAUCCAGGUUAUGUCUAACUUUGAGGCAUCUGUUAAAUGAAUCAUUUGUUCGUUUGGUCAUAUUCUUGCCUAAGAUAGAAGACAAGCCUUCUACUUGUUAGUUUUUGAUGUAGUAGAAUUAGUCUUUAGUUAUGAAUUGUUUUGCAAUUUGUGUUUGUUUUGUCAAAUUAAACCAUGUCUAGUGGAAGUGGGAUUUUUCCCUACCAUUUUUACAUAUUU